This is a messenger RNA of Metarhizium robertsii ARSEF 23, 1665 nucleotides long. Its product is annotated as Cytochrome P450. The transcript is spliced from 3 exons. Lineage: Eukaryota; Fungi; Ascomycota; Sordariomycetes; Hypocreales; Clavicipitaceae. The record is from RefSeq and is a predicted model, not a curated record. Gene Ontology annotation, molecular function: hydrolase activity. The coding region runs from base 1 to 1665 and encodes 554 amino acids.
AUGGGUCCCGUAGGAAUCGUCCUCCACGGAGGCGCCUCGGAGUCGUGGGUAGGCGACGCCGCGAGCUUCGAAGCCACCAACGCCUUCCUCGACACCUUGGUCAGCAAGGCCGAAGCGUCUCUCCGGCAGGGCGCCACCGCCGUCGACGUGGCGGCUGAAGUGGUGGCCGAACUGGAGGACUUCCCCGAGUUCAACGCGGGUAAAGGGUCCGCCGUGAACAUCGACGGCGGCUUCGAGCUCGAGGCGGGCAUCGUCAACGGCGCAGACUCUGCGUACCGCGCGGCGGUCUGCCUGCGGACGACCAAGAACCCGGUCAGGCUGGCGCGGGCGAUGCUCGACCGGCGAGGCCCGACGGCGCCCGUGUUGAUGGCGGGCGUCGGCGGCGACCAGCUCGCGCGUCGGCUGGGGCUGGAAACGGUGGACAACGGCUACUUUGGCACGGAGCGACGGCUGAGCUACUGGCGCCAGAAGCGGCCCGACGUGUCUGAGCACGGCACCGUCGGCGCCGUGGUGCUGGAUGCGCGCGGCAACGUCGCCGCGGCCAAUUCCACCGGCGGCAUGACCAUGAAGCCCGUCGGGAGGGUGGGCGACACGGCCAUCCUGGGCUCCGGGCUGUACGCGGACGAGCGGGUAGCCGUGGCAUGCAGCGGCGGAGGCGAGGCCAUCAUGACGAGCAUGCUGGCCGGCCGCAUCGCCAACUUGUACCGGGGCGGCGCUGGCAUCGGCCGGGCCGUCGAGCAGGCCGUCUGGGAGGCGACGCGGCUCUGUCCGUCCAUCUCGUGCGGCGUCAUUGCCAUCACGUCGGACGGCGAGCGGACGGCCCAGUGCAACAGCAGGAUCUUCAACACGGCCUCGGCGGGCGAUGCGGCGCCACGCGAGCGACACGUCGGGCUGCUUCGCUGCACCAUGCCCGUCAUCGGCCCCCUGUGCUGCUACGACGACGACUUGCUGCGCAUCGGCGUGUCCAAGCACCCGACGCGGCCGGGCCAGCUGACGUUCCAGCUCAAGGGCGCCAGUCUCGCAUACACGGACAGGGAGCAGGUGUUUGCCCUGUUUGGCACCCUGCGACGCGCCGCAAAGGCUCUGGUCGAGCUUGUCGGGUCGCCCGUGUCGGAUGUGGCCAUGAUGACUUGGCCGGGCGGCGACGGCGGCCACUUGUUCCCGGUGCACAUCCGACGCGAUUCCGAAGGGGAAGACGGGAGCGAGGACAGCAAGGACAGCACAUGUACGGAGAGGCACACGGCCAUUUUCCACGAGACGUCCAUGGUGAUUCGGCGGGCGGGCGUGGGAGAUGGUGAGCAGAGCAAUGGCCGGCGCGGGCUGCUCCUGGUGGGCGAGGCCGAGGCGCAGGGGGCGGUUGGGGCGCUGUGGGGGGCCCUGCAGGGCGGCCUGCGGGAGGCCUUGCAGCUGGAGGGCCCCCGGAGCUGGUCCCUGCUGGUGGACCCGGCGGCGGCUGGGCGCGGCGGGGGUCUGGUGGCCUCGUCGUUCCCCGACCACCACUGGCCCAGCCCUGCUCCUUUUACAACUGGUACAUGUACGCACGAUGCAGAAUUUACGGCCGCCCUGGGACCUAGGAGCUGGGAUCUCGAUAGCCUGCGCUGUGUGGCCGACGGGUUGCGGGACAAGCUGGGCGGGCCGUCUGGCGUCCAGUCUGGCUACAUGUAG